UCAAAAGAAAAGAGAAAAAAGAGAGAGAAGGAGGAAUAACGAAGAUGUCCUCCACUUACGGCAAAGUCGACGAGUGUGAACACGUAAUGCUCGAAGCUCGUCGUAAGACGAGGAAGAGAAUUGCAAUCAUUGCUGUAUCACUAAUAGUUCUUGCCAUAAUCGUGGUCGGAGCCGUGUUGGGAACCAUGGCUCAUAAGAAGUCAUCAGAGACAGUGGAGAUCAAGAACAACGGAGACUCAAUCUCCGCAUCCAUUAAAGCCGUUUGCGACGUUACGUUGCACAAAGACAAAUGUAUGGAAACCUUUCGAUCAGCUCCAAACGCGAGCAGUCUCAAUCCAGAAGAGCUCUUCAAAUUCGCAGUCAAAAUCACAAUCGCCGAAGUUUCAAAAGCUCUCAACGCAUUCUCUUCCUCCAACGAUGAAAAGAGCAACAUCACCAUGGAUGCAUGCGCUGAGCUUCUUGACCUAACGAUAGAUAACCUCAACAACACGUUAACGUCAUCAUCAAACGGUGACGUAACGGUACCUGAGCUAGUCGAUGACCUCCGUACAUGGCUGAGCUCGGCCGAGACGUAUCAAGAGACGUGCGUGGAAACGUUGUCUCCAGAUAUGAAGCCGUUCGGAGAAAGUCAUCUCAAGAACUCAACAGAGAUGACGAGUAACGCCUUAGCGAUCAUCACAUGGCUCGGAAAGAUCGCUGACUCGUUCACACUCCGAAGGCGUCUGUUGACAACCGCUGACGUGGAGGUGGGUUUCCACGUGGGUAGGAGAUUGUUGCAGAGCACGGAUUUGAAGAAAGUGGCGCACAUCGUGGUGGCGAAGGAUGGUUCGGGGAAGUACAGAACCAUAAGUAGAGCUCUAAAGGAUGUGCCUGAGAAGAGUGAGAAGAGGACGAUUAUAUAUGUGAAGAAAGGAGUUUAUUUUGAGAAUGUGAGGGUCGAGAAGAAGAUGUGGAACGUUGUGGUGGUCGGAGAUGGAGAAAGCAAGAGUAUUGUCUCUGGUAGACUCAAUGUCAUUGAUGGAACUCCCACUUUUAAGACCGCAACAUUCGCUGUGUUUGGAAAAGGGUUCAUGGCAAGAGACAUGGGCUUCAUCAACACAGCCGGUCCAUCCAAACACCAAGCCGUAGCUCUAAUGGUAAGCGCAGAUCUCGCUGCCUUAUACCGUUGCACAAUGAACGCAUACCAAGACACGCUCUACGUGCAUGCACAACGCCAAUUCUACCGUGACUGCACCAUCAUUGGAACAGUCGAUUUCAUCUUCGGUAACUCAGCUGCAGUUCUCCAAAACUGCCGGAUCCUCCCUCGCCGGCCAAUGAAAGGACAACAAAUCACAAUCACGGCUCAGGGACUGUUACUCUUAUUCCCUUGUAAAAUUGUUUGA
This is a messenger RNA of Camelina sativa (false flax), 1382 nucleotides long. The record is from RefSeq and is a predicted model, not a curated record. Lineage: Eukaryota; Viridiplantae; Streptophyta; Magnoliopsida; Brassicales; Brassicaceae.